Molecule: messenger RNA, 1215 nt
Organism: Nicotiana attenuata
Lineage: Eukaryota; Viridiplantae; Streptophyta; Magnoliopsida; Solanales; Solanaceae
Product: coiled-coil domain-containing protein 124-like
Exons: 3
Coding region: 178-876 (232 amino acids)
Biological process (GO): transcription by RNA polymerase II
Cellular component (GO): nucleus
Molecular function (GO): transcription coactivator activity
Source: RefSeq, a predicted model, not a curated record
GCCCAAUUGCAUCUGCAACUUCGCCAGAGUCGGUCAUGAGAAGCAUCCACACGAACGAUUCGGUUAGUUUUUGACAAAAGCAUCCACACGAGCAGGAACAGGGCAUAGCUAGAUUCCGAAUUCUCGCUGAGCUCAAAAAGGAAAAGAGGAGGUUGAUCGUGAAAUCGGCAAAGAAAGAUGCCGCCGAAGAAAAUGGGAGUAAAUAGUAAAGCCGAAGCGGCUAGGGCUCGAAAGGGCGCCGCCGAAUCCGAACGCAAAGUCCGUGAAACUCGGGAAAAAGAAGAGCAGUAUUGGCGCGAAGCCGAGGGAGCGAAGUCACGUGCCGCCAAAAAACGCGAAGAAGAAGCCGAGAAGCGAGCCGAGGCCGCAGCAAAGAAAGCGGAGGCGCGUAGACUUGCCGAGCUGGAGGAAAAAGAGCUCGAGAAGUCGAUGAAGAAGCCGGAUAAGAAAGCCAAUCGCGUCUCGAUUCCAGUACCCAAGGUGACCGAGGCGGAGCUUCGGCGGAGAAAGGAGGAGGAGCAAGUGGCGUUAGCGAAGAAGGCGGAGGAGGAGAAGCGGAGGCAGAGCCGUAUGGCGGCGGAGGAGGAGUAUGAAAAAAUGGUUCUUGUAACUAAUAGGAAUCGUGAUGAUUCAAUUAUUGAGGCUAGUACUGUGGAUGAUGCCAUUGCUUCAUUGGCUAUUUCAGAUAGUUUGCCACCUGAUAGACAUCCUGAGAAGAGACUCAGAGCUGCCUUUAAGGCUUUUGAGGAGGCUGAGCUUCGUGUUCUAAAGGAGGAAAAACCAGGUUUGACACACACUCAGUAUAAAGACUUGAUUUGGAAGCUAUGGAAGAAGUCUCCGGAUAAUCCUCUUAACCAGAUUGCAGAUAAAUCUUAGGUGCACUUUGUGCUGAUGUGGUGGCAAUAGGUCCUAUGGACUGAGAAAGGUGCUGCAGCUGUGGGGAUAUGUUGAUGGUAUAUAGUGUGACCUGAUUGGUGUUGAAAGUCUUCUGCCACAGAUGUUUGGGUGUGCUUAUAGUAUGUUGCUUCUGGUUGCAAGUGUAACGCUUCCUAAUUAGAUACUAACUCCUGUGUAUUAUUACAAAAUUAAUGUCUGCUCCACAGUACUCGUGAUGUUUUUCUGUCAUUUAACUGUAAAUAAUGUACUAGUAUUAAAUAAGUCCUCGGUUUUUGACAGUGCAUAAUACACUCAAUAAUAAGUUUUUGACCCUUUUAA